Molecule: messenger RNA, 1922 nt
Organism: Mesitornis unicolor (brown roatelo)
Lineage: Eukaryota; Metazoa; Chordata; Aves; Mesitornithiformes; Mesitornithidae
Product: tubulin polyglutamylase TTLL7-like
Exons: 13
Biological process (GO): microtubule cytoskeleton organization; protein polyglutamylation
Cellular component (GO): cilium
Molecular function (GO): tubulin-glutamic acid ligase activity; tubulin binding
Source: RefSeq, a predicted model, not a curated record
AUCUUAUUGCUCAACCAGGAAACAAGCUGAUUCUCAAAGCUGAAAGGGUACCCUUCGGCUAUAGGCAUAAGCGAUGGUGCAGCUGGGACUCAGCAGCAGGACUUCUGGUGGCUCACCAGCCAGAACAGCUCUGUCCCACAACUGUGGAGGCUCUCAAAUGCUCUAAUGUCUCUCAAGUGUUAAAACACAGUUUUUAUGAAAAGCUUUUGCCCUCUGUUUUGAACAUGCUGACUAUUAAUCGUGCCCCAAGCUUUGGAACUGAUCAAAAGAUAGACUAUGAUGUGAAAAAAGGUGUUCUGCUAAAUGCAUUAAAGCUUCUUAACAUACGGACAAGUGAUAAAAGGAGAAAUUUAGCUCAACAGAAGGCUGAGGCUCAAAAAAGACUGUAUGGUCAAGGUUCAAUGAAAAAACUGCUGCCAGGUUCCUCAGACUGGGAGAAAAAGCGCCACACACUGGAAAGGAGAAAAGAAGAACUGAAGGAAAGGCUUGCACAAGUACGUAAACAGAUUUCCAAAGAGGAGCAUGAAAAUAAACAUAUGGGGAACUAUAGGCGAAUUUACCCUCCUGAUGAUAAGACAUUACUUGAAAAGUAUGAGAGUUUGUUAGCCACUGCUUUCCAGACGUUUCUUGCUGGGAGAGCAGCUUCACUUCAGCGGGAAAUGAAUAACCCUUUAAAAAGAAUGAAGGAGGAGGACAUUUUGGAUCUUCUGGAGCAGUGUGAGAUAGAUGAUGAAAAACUAAUGGGAAAAUGCACCAGGCAGCGAGGACCUAAGCCCUUAUAUUCAAUGCCAGAAUGUGCACAGCCCUUAAGAAAACUUAAGGACUACGAUAGUGAUAGUAGCUGUGAUAGCGGUAGCAGUGUGUCAGAAUCGGAGGAAGAAACUGAAAAGGAAGAUCACAAUGAAAAAAAGGAGAAAAAAGUUUCAUAUGAUCUUGAAGAAAAUAAAUGCAAAUCUUUGGAACGAUCAGGUAGAAUGAACUGGAAACCUUCAAUCAAAAAUACAAAAUCUCCAUCAAAUUCAUCCCCCACAUCAUCCACUGGUCCAAUAAGGCGUUCAGUAAGCUGCCCUCGUUCAAUAUCAAUAUUGACUAUGCAGUCACAAGCAGCUGAGCAACGAUCCUUUUCAGCCAAGGCAUCUACACAAAUCCAGCGUGCAUCCUCAGUGAACAGGUCUCAUUCUUUAAAUCGCAGCCCGUCUUCAGCCAGAGUCUCUCAGACACCCAGCUUGGGAACCACAAACUCUUUGGGGACUGAGUCUUUGCUGCAACAGAAAACAAAAGAGCAAGAAGUUGCUUUGACAAAAGAGACUCUUCUCAUUAUGAAUGACAUGAGAAUGAAGUUCCCAGGAAAAACAGAUGAAGAAUCAGAGUUAAUUAUAGAAGAUAUUAUGGAUAAUUGGAAGUAUCAUAAAACAAAAGUGGCAUCCUAUUGGUUGGUAAAACUGGAUUCUGCAAAGCAACGAAAAGUUUUGGAUAUAGUCAGGACAAGUGUUCGUGCAGUUCUACAGCGUGUCUGGAAGGCUCCAGACAUUGAAAAUUUACAUCUGUACCGUCUCUUCAACCGUGUAUUUAAUCGCUUACUUUGGUGCCAUGGUCAAGGUCUAUGGAGCUGUUUCUGUAGUACAGGGAGCUCUUGGGAAACCAUAUUCAGUAAAAGCACAGAGGUGGUGACUCCUGAGCAACUCCAGUGUUGCCAACGCGUAGUGCAGCUUUGUAAGCACUGCCUGCUGAUGGUUUACAAAUACUCAUCAGAUUCAAGAGGAUCCCCAACUGGGAUGAGCCCCCACUGGGAUGAUACAAGGUAUUUAUUGCCAGGACCUUCACUAUUUAUCAUGAAACCAUCCUCACCCAACCUUAGCUGCAGUUCGUCUGGAAUGCCUCGUCCUAACAUUUUGUUCACACGCAGAUACAGCCACUUGUGA